This is a messenger RNA of Syngnathus typhle (broad-nosed pipefish), 5702 nucleotides long. RefSeq names its product mitogen-activated protein kinase kinase kinase 4 (gene map3k4). The record is from RefSeq and is a predicted model, not a curated record. NCBI's taxonomy places the organism in Eukaryota, Metazoa, Chordata, Actinopteri, Syngnathiformes, Syngnathidae. Gene Ontology annotation, molecular function: protein kinase activity; ATP binding. Gene Ontology annotation, biological process: MAPK cascade; protein phosphorylation. The coding region runs from base 250 to 4899 and encodes 1549 amino acids. The transcript is spliced from 27 exons.
UAUCCGGGCUUCCGUAGGAACGCAGUAGCCUUGUGAGCUGUGUGAGGCACUCCUCUCGUCAAUGAACAUUGGAAAGAUGGCGGCUGCAUAUGCACAAGCGAAAGUCCACCUUGCCGGCGGAUCGAAAGUGCUUCAAAGAGACUCUUAAUCGUCUUUUGUGCAAAAAGCAACCAGUGCAAAGUCCGUCCGCGGUUGCCUGGACAUGCUUUAGUCCAUGCACGGCGAAGAAUAGAACGCCGCUUUCUCGCCAUGGAGCCCCCGGAUCGCUCCAAGCCGAGCAGACAGGGCAACCCAGUGGGAGAUGAAUCCCGGCAGAACUCUCAGACGGAGGAAUCCUGGGAUUCACCCAGUGAGGAAGAGGAACUUCUGUAUGCGACAUCACCCCCUUACACAUCCCGUCAGAUGAAACGAAUGUCUGGUAAACACCAGAAAAGCAGCCAGUCCAGGAGUGGUGGACGGUCUCCCAGCAAACCGGACCUCGGCCCGUUCGUCCCGAAAGAAAAUCCCCGAACAGCAGAGACGCCUGAGGAGCACAGCUACAAGCAGGGAAAGAAGCAGAGGGCCACCCUGCGCUGCACUGAGAGAGACCACAAGAAGACCUUUGAGGGUGCCUUCAUGCUAGAUCCGCUGUCCAAAUCAGGGCCUUUUGGCGCCCUCAGCAUGGACCCGAGGAAGCACUAUCUGAGCUUGGGCUGCAGCAGCUGCAAACUCCCCGUAUCCAUGCCCCACAUGUCCCGCACCCACCGCCAGACCUCUCGGACAGACUGUCCCGCGGACCGCCUCAAGUUCUUUGAGACGCUGCGGCUGUUGCUUAAGCUCACCUCCAUGUCGUCGAAGCGUAAGGAGAAAGAGCAGCGAGGCCAGGAGAACAUGGCCUUCAUGGGCCACAACAACGAAGUCAUCUGGCUGGAGCUGCAGGCAUGGCACGCCCGCCGCUCCAUCAGAGACCAGGAUUUCUUCCUUUUCACAGCGCGCCAGGCCAUCCCCGACCUGAUCAACGAGGUGCUACACUUCAAGGUGAACUACGACAGCCUGAGACAGGCUCACUGUUCAGGGUCCCCAACAAUUCACGCGGACUGCCGGACUAUUAGGACUGAUCCCAAUCUGGACUGUAAAGAUAAAUGCAAGCCUGCUUUGGUGGAGAGCAACCACUGUGGCGUGGACCCUUGGGGCUUUAGCGCUUGCCCCUCCGCUGCCAUGAAUGCAGCUGAGCCUCUGGGCUCAGGCACCGACUGCAGGGAUCACCUUCAGAGGCAGCGGUUGGCCUUUGAGCAGGUGAAGCGUGUUAUGGAGCUGCUGGAGUACGUGGAAGCGCUGUACCCCUCUCUGCAGGCCCUGCAAAGGGACUAUGAGAAAUACGCGGCGCGAGACUUCCAAGGCAGAGUGCAGGCGCUCUGUUUGUGGCUCAACAUCACUCAGGACCUCAACCAGAAGCUGCGUGUCAUGGCCACCGUCCUGGGCCUCCGGGACCUGUCUCGCAUCGGCUGGCCCGUCUUUGAGAUCCCGUCCCCUCGCUGCUCUCGCGGCAACGAGGAUGACGACAAAGAUGAGGAUGAGAAUGACUCCACCGCCACGUUCACAGCCGAAAGCGACGGGGAGGACAGGGAGGUGGAGGAGGAGACGGUGGGAGGUAUCCCAUCUGAUGGAGAACUUUCUCCCACCUUGACUUCUAAAUUUUCCCAACUGUUGUCGGAGGAAGAGUUUCUUCCUACGACAGCAUCGAGAAGUCCAGAGGCAGCGGGAGCAGAGGGGGUGUUCUGCCCCACAGCCAUUUAUAGGCCCUUUGUGGAUAAAGCACUGAAGCAGAUGGGACUGCGCAAACUCAUUCUCAGACUGCACAAACUGAUGGACCGCUCCCUCCAAAGGUCUCGGGCGGCCUUGCUGCGCCACACACCUGCACUGGAGUUUUCAGACUUCCCGGACCCCAUUCUGUACAACGACUACCUACCGGAGCUGUCCCGCCACGGCUCGUGUAGUAGUUUGGCUGAGCCAGAACUCGGAGCGGACCAAGUGUCCUGGGAGGAUCUGCUGGACAUGGACCUCCCAUCCUUCCGGCCUGCCUUCCUCGUGCUCUGCAGAGUCCUUCUCAAUGUCAUCCACGAGUGCCUAAAGUUGCGACUGGAGCAAAGACCUGCUGGAGAACCUUCUCUACUCAGUAUCAACCAGUUGGUGCGUGAGUGUAAGGAGGUUCUGAAAGGGGGUCUCCUCAUGAAGCAGUAUUAUCAGUUCAUGCUCCGCGGCGUGGUUACUGAUGCUCAGGGCUUGCAGACAGACACCAACAUUGAUGAGUUUGAGGAGGAACUGCACAAGAUGCUUGUGGUUUACUUUGAGUACAUGCACAGUUGGAUCCAAAUGUUGCAGCAGCUGCCUCAAGCAUCUCACAGCUUAAAGAACCUUCUGGAGAAGGAGUGGCACUUCACCAAAGAUAUCACCCCCUACAUCCGUGGUGGGGAGGCCCAAUCCGGGAAGCUUUUCUGUGACAUUGCUGGGAUGCUGCUCAAAUCCACUGGAGAGUUCCUUGACGCCGGCCUGCAAAAGAGCGGCAAUGAGUUCUGGGAAAGUGCCGACGAUAGCACCGCCUCAGAUGAGAUUAGGCGAUCGGUGAUUGAGACCAGUCGGUCACUUAAAGAGCUGUUUCAUGAGGCCAGAGAACGGGCGUCCAAGGCGCUGGGCUUUGCCAAAAUGCUGCGCAAGGACUUGGAGGUUGCCGCAGAUUUCAACAUUAUUAAUGGAGUAGCGUCUCUCCUUGAAGCGCUGAAGAAGAGAAAUUUUGUGAAGGUCCAAAUUCCUGGACUGGAGGAGCUGCAGGUUUUCGUUCCGUUUAGCUUGCUGGCUCAGCGGCCGCUCAUCCUGCAGUUACUCAAUGCCGCUGCGGGAAAAGACUGCUCCAAAGAGCCCGAUGAAAUGGCGGAGGAUGAGGCCUUCCUGCUCAUGAGCAAACACCGCACAGGGGACUUGACGACCGAUUCGGAAUGGGCCCAGUGGGACGGAGAGCUGCUCAAAGUGGUUCCCACAAUGGAAAUUGUCGACACGCUGCGGGCCAUGAAGGUGGAGAACAUGCUCAUGAUCGUGAUGCAGUCGGCUCACCUGGUGGCUCAGCGGAAGGCGGUCCAGCAGUCCAUGGAGGAUGUGCUCACUCUCAGCCGUGAGCAAACGUCCAGUCAGCCUCUUAUCGCCAGCGCUCUGCAGGAGCUCAAGGAUGAAGCGCUGCAACUCUGCAUUAAGAUCAGCUCAGCCAUCGACCGGGUGGAGUACAUGUUCACGUCGGAGUUUGAGGCCGAGGUGGACGAGUCCGAGUCGUCCACUUUGCAGCAAUACUACAGAGAGGCCAUGAUCCAAGGCUACAACUUUGCCUUUGAGUACCACAAGGAAGUGGUGCGUCUCAUGUCAGGGGAGUUCAGGCAGAGGAUUGGCGAGCGCUACAUAGCUUUUGCUCGCAAGUGGAUGACGUACGUCCUGACUAAGUGCGAGAGCGGCCGGGGCACCAAGCCCAGGUGGGCCACACAAGGUUUUGACUUUCUUCAAGCUAUUGAACCUGGCUUCAUAUCAGCAUUACCAGAGGAUGACUUCCUGAAUUUACAAGCGCUGAUGAACGAAUGCAUCGGACAUGUGAUUGGCAAACCUCAUAGCCCAGUCACUGGCCUAUACAUCGCACCCAGAAAUAGCCCUCGACCUGUUAAAGUUCCUCGCUGUCACAGUGACCCACCAAACCCAAAUCUUUUCAUCCCCAAUGCUGAAGGGUUCAGGGGGUCCAGUUUCCACGAGAACGACCGGCUGUCAUCAGUGGCAGCAGAGUUGAAUUUCAAGUCUCUGAGCCGCCACUCAAGCCCCACAGAGGACAGGGAAGAACCCGCUUAUCCAAAGGGAGAUUCCAAUAGCAGCACACGCCGGAGUUGGGAGCUCCACACCUUCAUCAGCCAGUCCAAAGACUCAGCAGCCCGGCAGAGUCCGUUGGAGGCCGUCCGGCGCUCCAUCCGCAAGUUUGAGGAGAAGCGCUAUGCCGUUAUGAAGCAGCGCAAUAUCAUCGGCCAUGUGUGUCACACGCCCAAGUCCUAUGACAACGUGAUGCACGUCGGCCUUAGGAAGGUCACCUUCAAGUGGCAGAGGGGAAACAAAAUCGGUGAAGGCCAGUAUGGGAAAGUUUACACCUGCAUCAACGUGGACACUGGAGAACUCAUGGCCAUGAAAGAGAUCAGAUUCCAGCCAAACGAUCACAAAACGAUCAAGGAGACCGCGGAUGAGCUGAAAAUCUUUGAAGGCAUCAAGCACCCAAACCUGGUGCGAUACUUUGGAGUGGAGCUCCACAGGGAGGAGAUGUACAUCUUCAUGGAGUACUGUGACGAAGGCACACUGGAGGAGGUGUCCAGACUUGGUCUGCAAGAGCACGUCAUAAGGCUCUACAGUAAACAAAUCACUACUGCCAUCAAUGUUCUCCAUGAACAUGGCAUUGUUCACAGAGACAUCAAGGGAGCCAACAUUUUUCUGACAUCUUCUGGCCUCAUCAAACUGGGGGACUUUGGCUGUUCUGUCAAGUUGAGAAAUAACACUCAUACCAUGCCGGGCGAAGUCAACAGCACCCUUGGGACAGCCGCAUACAUGGCACCCGAGGUCAUCACCAGAGCAAAAGGGGAAGGUCAUGGGAGAGCGGCAGACAUCUGGAGUUUAGGCUGUGUCCUCAUUGAGAUGGUCACGGGAAAGAGACCGUGGCAUGAGUAUGAGCACAACUUUCAAAUCAUGUACAAAGUGGGCAUGGGUCACAAGCCCCCCAUCCCUGAGAAACUGAGCACAGAGGGCAAGGAUUUCCUGGGACACUGUCUGGAGAGCGAACCCAAACGACGUUGGACGGCGAGCAUGCUGCUGGACCACCCCUUUGUCAAGGUGUGUACGGAUGAAGAGUGAACACCAGAAUGACUUUCCACACAACAGUGGACGAGGACCAGUUGGGGUGCAGCUGGGUAUGGAGGCGUUUUUCAGCAUCGGCAAGCUGAUAAUACUUCUCCUGCUCCUUCUCCGACAGCGAUUUCCACUGUAGACAUGUCAAUACAUGCCCACUUUGUACUUUCAGGCUUGUCGCCCAAUGACACUCUCACUUUCCCAAAGGGACACCAGACAAGUAGACAUGAAGAGCAAGGGUGACAGACUUACCAUGUGACCCAGAACUUUAUUGGCCACGGCACUGUCGCGAAUGUUCCACUGCGCCAUAACAUUCUCCCUUUGCUCUUUUCGGAAUAUCAUAAAUGCAUUAGGUGGCUUUUUAAUGUACACCUUAUCGUCCUCCUCUUGGCAUUCACGUUUCCUUUUUCUAUAAACAAAAAAAAAAUCCAGAUCACAUUCACAGCUUUAGUUUAAAUUUAGAGAAACAGAACAUGAAAUUAAAAUUGAUUAGGGAUUUGUGCAUUUUUUAAUUCAAUUUUAUUCUAUUUUUUUUAAACAUACUUGGUUGGUGGGACCUUUCUUGAGGGGGAACUCGGAUCCGUAAGGCUCCUUUAUAAAAAAACAGAAAGCAAAGAGUGUGUUGAUGUGUUUGUGUAUUACUGUAUACAUGCUUGUUCAAUAGAUUUGAAUAUUUAUAGAAUUCAAAAAGUCAAAUCGAUAGCUGUUAAACUGUCUGAUUUCACUUUGUAUAGUAAAUCUAUAUCACAGAUGGACAACCUAAAUGAUGAAGGUGCUACAUUUUUUGUGCAUUAAACUACUGAAAUAAA